Molecule: messenger RNA, 2193 nt
Organism: Daldinia decipiens
Lineage: Eukaryota; Fungi; Ascomycota; Sordariomycetes; Xylariales; Hypoxylaceae
Product: cytochrome P450
Exons: 5
Coding region: 335-1894 (519 amino acids)
Molecular function (GO): oxidoreductase activity, acting on paired donors, with incorporation or reduction of molecular oxygen; iron ion binding; heme binding
Source: RefSeq, a predicted model, not a curated record
CGUGAGUUCAAUAAUGUGAGUGAAUACGACAUUCAACCAACAUACCUGUAGGUACUCAUGGAUAUACGAAAGGUAUGCGUCGCUCCAAAAUUAAGGCCAGUUACUUUACGGGUAGCAUUACCCGAUAGGAAUGGCCAGUGUGAUAAUGCUAUAAGGAUGAAAAGAGGGUAGGAUACAAUGUUCCAUUGUCGCACAGCAGUCAUAUCCCCAAUUUGUUUCCUUUCAGUGCCGUCUUCCAUUUCAACAGACUUGCAGGAUAGUAGCAACAAGGCAAACUCAGAGACUGAGUAGGCAAUUUCAAUCCUUUUUCCAGGUUCGCCCGCGAUAUUCGACCAUGAUUUCGGGAGCAAUGUUAUUCCAAUGGAUACUACUCUCGGCAGGAUGCAUAUUGGUGGCUUAUUUCUCCCUUACAUUCACGUACAACGUCUUCCUACACCCCUUGAGAAGCUAUCCGGGCCCUCUUCUGGCUAAGAUGACCGAUGCCUAUGCGGGCUUUUAUGCAAUGAUGAUGCGUCUACACCUUGUCACAUGGGAAGAUCAUCAAAAAUACGGCCGGGUUAUAAGGCAAGGCCCAAAUAAGCUCGUUUUCAACUCAGCUCAGGCUCUUAAAGACAUCUAUAUGAAUGAUAGGCUGUCCAAAUCUCGUGUGUAUCUAACAUCACUCCAAGCCACGACAGGCGAGAAUGCAUGGAGUACAAUCGACAAGCGCACCCACCGUAUAAGGCAACGGAUGAUAGGUUCUGUACUAAACGAUCGCUCCUUACAAAAGUUUGAGCCUACUAUAAUUAGAGAGAUUGAUAUAUUUCUUGGUGUGGUUUUAUCUUCAUACCAAGGUUCCCAACUUUUGAAUAUGACCGACAAAUUCAAUUAUCUGAUGCUGGAUAUUAUCGGUCAGCUUGCUUUUGGGUAUGCUAAUCGUACGCAAACUGUGCCAAAGAAUCGAUUUCUAUCAAAAGGGAUCACGGUGGCCAAUUACCAUAUCAAUAUCCUUUUGCAGUACCCAUAUCUAGCACAAUCUUGGUUGGUAUCUUUAAUACGACAUGUCACAGCGUAUCAACAGGAGAGAAAUUUGGACUCGUUACGAAAACUCAUAAAGAAGCGAAAGAUGCAAGGGGUAGACGCACAUUAUGAUCUAUACCAUUUUGUCACCCGGCAGAUGGGUACCGAGGACACCGAAAACGUUGAGUUAAGUGAACUGUGGUCAGAAGCGGCCUUAUUCUAUGUGGCAGGAGUAGAGACAAGCUCAACGACUCUAUGUGCGUUAUUUUUCUAUCUAUCACGAUAUCGAGAAUGUUAUGACAGACUUGUCGCAGAGAUUCGCUCUUCAUUUACUAGCGGAGAUGACAUACGAAGGGGUGCAAAGUUAGGUGGAUGCCACUACCUUCGCGCCUGUCUCGACGAAUGUAUGCGUAUUUCGCCACCGGCGCCAGGGAUAUUCUGGAGGGAGGCUUCUUAUGACGACAGCAAAGCUAGUGGCCCAUUAGUUAUCGAUGGCCACGUUAUUAAUCCGGGGACACACGUUGGAGUCUGUACUUAUGCUAUUCAUCACAGCGAGGAAUACUUUCCCGAGCCCUUUAUAUUCAAGCCUGAGCGAUGGAUGGCGGAAAGCCCAGCUCCUAAACCAUCGGUGCCCUUCGCUGCAUUUUCAUUAGGAGCCCGAUCGUGUCCAGGGAGGUCUCUUGCAUAUCUACAAAUAAGCCUCACUGUCGCUAAAACGCUGUGGUAUUUCGACUUUGAGCGGCCAUCAGGCAAGCUUGGUAAUGUUGGCAGUAGAAGUGGUGAGGGUAAACCGGACGAAUUUCAACUGUACGAUAUACUUGCUUCCACUCAUACAGGGCCUAUGUUAUCCUUUAAGCCCAGAGGUGAAUAUUGGAAGGAUCUGAAAGCAAUGUAAGGCUAGGAUGCUGUGAAUGAGUUGGCGAUCAAGGUGCCUACUGUUACUUUAUGAUAUGCUUAAUUGAAUAUAUACAAUUAUCAAAUAUAGUCCUUUUACUGAUCGAAGAGAUCAAAACAUCGCUAAGAAAGCCAGAAGACAAGCUGCGCGAAUGGGGGAAAUCCACCCAAACUUCACAACUUCUAACAUCGGGGUGUGGAUAAAAAUCAAAGAUUACUUGUGCUAGUUACUUUGUCUGUGAAGGAUUGUAAAGAGUUUCGUAGCAUCGGAUACGGUGCGGCCCGGGCAGCCACUUGAUG